AUGGCGGACGAGAUGAGGUAAUAUAUUUUGCCGUUGUCUGAUAAUUUUCUCUUUCGCAGGUGCUUUUAGAUUCUCUGAGGGCUAGAUCUCUUACAAAUGCAAGCGAAGUUCCACGUUAGGCAGCUAGCAAAGUUAGAGUAAAUCUUAAGAUCGUUCAUUUGCGAUAUUUAAACUGAUCGUCCAACGAGGUAAUUAUAUGUCAUUUUGUAGUUUGUAACUGCCAACGUUACAAAUUUAAUUUAUGUAUCGAUUUUGGUGAACAUCUGUUGGUAAAACAACAUGUCUCUUUCUUUAUUCCCUGUAAAGUUUUCUACAAAUUCCUCCAGCGUUCUCCUUGAUAAUUGCAAAAAUUCUUGAAACUGUACAUGUACGUUUUUCGUGUGUACUUUGACCUGUAAUCAACAGAAUUAAAUAUUAAGUUUGUUCGACAGAAUUUAAUAUCAAGUAAGUAGAACGAUAUCUAGUAUUAUCAAAAUAGCAGAUAUUUGACAGUAGUAUCUAAUAUCUAAACAUUCAAAGUUUUAAAAAUAUGUGAUAAACUUCUUACCCAACAGUGUAUGUUUUGGAUUAUCUUUUAAUGAUAGCUUCAAACGGUGUUUUCCACCACCUACAAUGCUUGUGGUCAUUAUGAGAGAAGGCACGUGUAAACAAAGAAACUUUUUGCCCAAAGGAGAUAUUGAUAAAAAUGUAAACAAUAUAACAAACAGAAAAUAGCCUAGAUAAACAACAAAUCUGUUUGAGUGGCAUGCAUAAUUUAAGAGCAUUUUAGAUUUCCCAACUUGUUAAUCUUGAAUGUUACAGGAAAGUAAGUUAGUUAAGAAAAUGCCUCUCCAAAACUUCAUUUCUGAAAUAAUUGACAGAUAUUUUUUUUAAUAUUAAAUGAGACACCAGAGGUAAAAAAAUUGUUCUUCUCUUCUCCCAUGUAGUGAUGAUAUGGUGGAAGGAGGGUGUGUCAUCAUUCAUGAAAUCUAUGAUUCUGAGGAUGCACGUGAACAGUUUGAGGCAGAUUUGGAGAGAGCCUUGGAAUCACAGUGUGGCAUGAUUGUUAUUGAACCAACAAUGAUUGGCGAAGAAACAGCACGCUGGAUCCAAGUUGGGAACUGUUUACACAAAACAGCUGUUAUUAGUGGACUUAGUUGUUUCAUUAGUCCAUGGGUGCUUCCCAGAAUUGUCAAAGAGCCUUCCUGUUAUGUAUUUGGUGGAGUGAGCAUUUUUUGUGCAGCAUUGUAUGGUGUAUCAUGGCAGUUUGAUCCUUGCUGCCAGUAUCAAGUUGAAUAUGACACUAGAAAGUUGGCAAAGCUACCACUUAGUAGUCUAACAUCUUCAUCUCCAAUCGUGCUGGUAAGAAAGGAUGACAAAUACCGUAAAAGACUUCACAAUGUGGUGGCAGGUUGUGCCUUGGUUUAUUGCAGCUGGAAGAUUUAUAACUGGUAUUGUGGUUAAUGUGCUGGGGCAUUUUGAUAGUAACAAUAUUCUUAUGGCUUAAAGUGUUUUCACAAAGAUCAUGAUGAGGUAUAUGAGAUGUUCAGGGUUGCACUCAGUUUUCAAGAGGUCAAAUAUUUACCAUGUGAUCUUGUGGGGCAGUGGGUGAUUGACAUUUAUUUAUUAUCAUGGUGUUUAAAUCAUAUAUAAAUUGUGACAUUGCCAUGCCAACUGAAAUACAGCAUUCAAAGAGUGGAGAUCACACAGCAUACAUAUCACAAUGCUUUUUUUCAAGGUCUCUAAGUAGAGGAAAAUGUCUACUUGGGAGUCAUGCCACUUACUAAGACAGAAAUUUUUGGGUGUAUUUCAGAGUGACUUCAAUUUAUUUGUGUUAAGCAUUGUUUUGGAAAUGUGAGAUUGGAAUAACAUUGUUACUUCUCAGUCCUUUCAACUCCCAAGAGUGACCAAGACAGAAUUUCUCCUUACAAUAUCACUAAAAUAUCAAACAGACAUGUUAUGAAAAAAAGGAAAAAUAGCAAUUGGGGAAUUACAAGUUGAUCCAAAACCACAUUCUCAGAACUAAUAUGAUUUAUAAGACCUGUAUGGAAGACAGUAGGGAGAAUUUCCAAUGAGAUCUUGGGGGUGAAGGGUUGAAUGUAUCUUGAUGCAUCAAGCCUACACAUUCUCUGUGCUUGGGUUGUUGAAAACAUAUUGGGUACCUGGUAAAUUUAAAAUAAGCCUUAUGCAUGUACUUGGUAUGCAUCACAACACUAAGUUGAGCUCCCAAGCCUUGCUUUCAACACGCAGACUGGUGAAUUUUAAUCAGAAAAAACACUCAAUUUCAAAAACACUCAAAUCAAAUAAAAAAUCCAAUGAAAACAACAAAAAGGUGCAAAGAUUCAUGAAAAUUGUGUGCAAUAAAAGGUGUGGGGGGAAUUUUUCAGUAAUGGACAUCAUUGCGCAUAAGUGCCAUUAAAAUCAUUCAGACCUUCAGUGAUAGAGGUUGUAUGUUGGGCUAAAGGAUAUGUGAAUCUCAAUGAGCAACUUAUUUAAAAAAAAAAAGAAAAAAAAAAAAAAAAAGAUGUAAUGAGGUGGGUUACUUUCAAGAAUAUCUAUCUUUUAGUCCCCCCUGAAAUCUGUUUGCAUCGUGGCUUAUCUCUUUUUACCAGUGUAAAUAAAGUUGAAUUUCUAUUUUAAGUGCUAUUCAUUUCAUAUCUACAACAGUGAGAUAACUACCCUUCGAGAAUUUAGUUCAGUUUCUCUAAAAGCUUGCAGCUACCUGUUCAUCCUCCAGGGUGAGGCAGACCCUGUGGGCCUGUUAUUUACACAAGGUCCAACCCAAACCACAGUUUUAUGCAAUCAGUGGGCCUCAGGCUUUUUCUCUAAGAGGGUUGGUUUAAUAAAAUAAAUGUCCUUCCAC
Pocillopora meandrina is the source of this 2842-nucleotide messenger RNA. Lineage: Eukaryota; Metazoa; Cnidaria; Anthozoa; Scleractinia; Pocilloporidae. The record is from the annotation of a GenBank genome assembly.